Messenger RNA from Botrytis byssoidea, 867 nucleotides. RefSeq lists its product as uncharacterized. The record is from RefSeq and is a predicted model, not a curated record. The coding region runs from base 1 to 867 and encodes 288 amino acids. NCBI's taxonomy places the organism in Eukaryota, Fungi, Ascomycota, Leotiomycetes, Helotiales, Sclerotiniaceae. The transcript has a single exon.
AUGGCAAACGCAUCAAGAAUUCCUAUUACUGACUUCCCUAUAUUCAUGAAACUUGUCCCAGAGUUACGGAGUAAGAUAUGGCUUGCUACAUUGCCAGAUACUAUUAAACCAGCUUUAUUCCGAUACAAAAAGGGAUGUUGGCACCUUCUUCAUCUUACGAAAUACGAUCCAUGUGGUCAAUAUAACCGGCGGGAUGACACGAAGAACAUGCGUUUAGAGUUCCGCCACAAUAUGUUAGGCCAUGUACAAAUAGAGACGCGCCUAGUAUCGGUUAAUCACGAGGCUCGCGAAGUUGCUGUGAGAUGGGCUCAAAAAAAGGGUUUUGUUGUUCAGAGAAUUGAAGGGUAUCCCAUAAUGUCAUGUCCUUUCAAUCCGGGACGUGAUAUACUAUACAUUCCACAUGAUGAAGUGGCUACGUUUAUGGAUGAACCAAUUGAUAUACUUAACAAGGUAGACCCGGCCAAUAGGGAACCCUUGCCAAGAACCUUCGUUAAGAAUUUCGCUAUAAUGGAGGUAUCAAUGUGGACCCAUGGACCUGCAUUUCUAGGAAGACUUUUCAAGCAUUUCGUGCCGAUAGGAAUGUUGGUCAUUCUCAUCCCUACGGAGCUAGGAACGAAAUUUGCUGAUCGGUAUUUAAAUCUACAAGAGCGAUGGGAGUUCAGAAAAGGAGGAGCCUGGGUCUGGGACAACAAAAAAAACCUAUGGAACGGUCAUGGUAGACGGUUUCAUGACAAAUUGCAGUUUUACGGUGUUUUAGACAGAUCGAGACAUGACUAUCGAAGGGUACUUGCAGACGAUGAUGGCUCCGACUUCAAGCUUCAAGCUGGUGCAGCCAUUCCAUCAAGACAUAGAAGAAGUUUUUAUUAA